This is a messenger RNA of Metopolophium dirhodum (rose-grain aphid), 1932 nucleotides long. RefSeq lists its product as uncharacterized. The transcript has 3 exons. Bases 1 to 1932 code for a protein of 643 amino acids. The record is from RefSeq and is a predicted model, not a curated record. Lineage: Eukaryota; Metazoa; Arthropoda; Insecta; Hemiptera; Aphididae. Gene Ontology annotation, molecular function: nucleic acid binding; zinc ion binding.
AUGUCACAUGCCCCGGACCUUCCAGACGUAGAAAGAUUUGAGUUUCUAAAAACGUCUCUUGAAGGUGAAGCGAAGACAGUCAUAAUCAUAAACCAUCUCCCGUUAACGUCCGCAAAUUACCACAGUGCGUGGGAAAUAUUGCGAGCUCGAUACGGGAACAAGAGGGACUUGGCAAGAAUCCACAUUCAAGCUCUUCUCGCCCCACACAAAGUUCUAUCUACUGAUGCCUGCUCAAUCAAAUCACUGAUCAAUGCGAUACUUGAACACACCGCAGCAUUGGACAAUCUGAGCCUCACGACUCGUCAGUGGAACCCAUUGCACCAACCGCAGUUGACUGAGUUCGUCGAAUUUCUACGUUGUCACGUGCGGGCAGCCGAAACACGAGCAGGACACUACGCUACGGUCAGUCCAGGUAUAGCUGAAUCAUCAAGAGUCAAAUCUAAACCAUCGCCGUCGAGAGGAGCUCGUCCAACAGAGUCAUCUAAAGUUCUCGUGGCAGCCACCAAAUCCACGUCGAGCCCAACCACUUGCAGCCCACUAUGUAAGGAAGCCCAUUCAGUUCGAAAGUGCGCAGUCUUCGAGAGCCAAAACCCAAGUGAACGAUUCCAAACGGCAAAGAAGCUUCAAUUAUGCAUCAAUUGUUUGGGAUCUGGACAUACAUCGUCGGCAUGUCCAUCAAAGUAUACAUGCCAAGCAUGUAAGAAACAGCAUCAUACACUUCUGCACUUCCCGGAUGAUGUAACCACGGGUGACCAUGUUCCUUCAGCAGCUACGAUGUUCACUGCCACUCAAAGAACUCAGCCAAUCCUACUGUCAACAUUACUCAUCAGUGUCGCAUCUUUCGACCACCAGAAACAUACUCUACGAGCACUAUUGGAUACGGGAUCUCAGGUCAGUUUUAUCACGAAGCAGUGUGCAGAUCGCCUAUCAUUGACCCGCCGACGUUGUACCACAAAAAUCAGCGUGUUCUCAGUCACACUGGUUAACGUGGUGUCCGGCAUGACCACAAUCACAAUGUCACUAGUAAACCAAUCUGAACCAUCCAUUCCUGUUGAUGUUCUUAUUGUACCGAAGAUCACAGAUGUCACACCUCAAGAAACUAUUCAAGCAACAUCGUGGCUUCACAUAAAUCAACUGGAUCUGGCAGAUCCAACCUUCCACACUCCAGGGCAAGUUGAUAUCCUACUCGGCGCAGACGUCGGACCAGCUAUAUUCACCGGUGACCGCAUUGCUGGUCAUCGACAUAAUCCAACGGUCUUUGGCACAGUAUUUGGAUGGGUUUUGAUGGGACCAGCUGCUGCAAUGACACCCAAGUCAGUCACGUCAAUGUUAGUCACCUCUGAGUCGACACUUGAACAGUCCCUGUCAAAAUUCUGGGAGUUGGAGGAGCCACCCCAUAUACACCAUUUGAGCCCAGAUGAAAUCCACGCAGAAAGAAUAUUCAAAUGCUCGGUGAAACGUCUGGCCUCUGGUCGAUUUAGCAUUGCGCUACCAUUGAAACAUCCUCGCCCAAUCCUCGGAGAUUCUCGCAGCAUGGCUCAAACGCGAUUUCGGUACUUGGAACGCCGAUUGUCGCAAAAUGAAGAGCUUUCCCUACAAUAUAAGGAGUUCAUGAGAGAUUACCUUGUGAGUCAACAUAUGCAGGUAGUCCCGACGAAUCUAAGAAUGACUCCAUAUUGCUACUACAUCCCACACCACUGCAUCAUGCGUACUGAGAUAACAUAUGGUACCUCUUCUGCUCCGCAUCAAGCUUUGCAAACCUUACAACACCUAGCGAAGAUCGAGGCGACAACAUUCCCCAUCGCUUUUCAGAUCCUCAUGCAAGACACGUUUGUGGAUGAUAUACUCACGGGGGCCGAUUCUCCAGAAGCAGCUUUAAGGCAACAAUCACAACUAUUUGCUUUAUGCAAACAAGGCCAAUUUCAACUUUAG